This is a messenger RNA of Papaver somniferum (opium poppy), 2180 nucleotides long. RefSeq names its product cyclin-A2-2-like. The record is from RefSeq and is a predicted model, not a curated record. Gene Ontology annotation, biological process: mitotic cell cycle phase transition; regulation of cyclin-dependent protein serine/threonine kinase activity. Gene Ontology annotation, cellular component: nucleus; cyclin-dependent protein kinase holoenzyme complex; cytoplasm. Bases 257 to 1711 code for a protein of 484 amino acids. The transcript is spliced from 11 exons. Gene Ontology annotation, molecular function: cyclin-dependent protein serine/threonine kinase regulator activity. NCBI's taxonomy places the organism in Eukaryota, Viridiplantae, Streptophyta, Magnoliopsida, Ranunculales, Papaveraceae.
UCACUAAAAUCACCCCCUUUCUCUUUCUUCUCAGAGGCUCCUCUCUUCUUCUCUUUCUCAUCUUCACUCCCCAGUGAGAAAAAAAAAACCUAAUUCUGAAAUUUUGUUAUUAUAUGGUUGGAAAUACAAAACCCUACUCUGUUCUUCGGGACGCCAUUAACAGUCUCGGAGUUCAUUAGGCAGAGUAAGGUUACAGCUCUUGUAACCAUUUUCUAAGUUUGAAGUCUUUGGCUGCUGUGUUCGAGUUCGCUAAGAUAUGGUGAAAGAAAACAUGCUUCCUUCUAUCUCGGAGGAAUGUACUGCCCGAAUGACAAGAUCUCGAGCUGCAGCUAGUCGUGCAUCUAGUGUGACGCUCCCCCCUAAAGCACCCACAAAACAGGAAAUGAAGAAAGUAACUCGUGGUAACUCUAAGCGACCUGCUUCGGAUGAGAACAACCCGACUGGUCUUCAAAAUAAAAGGAGGGCAGUGUUUAAGGAUGUAACUAAUGUCUUGUGCGAUACUUCUUACAGGAAUUGCUUCAAUGCAUCUAAAAUUCAGACUAAGAACAAAAUUCAGGCUAAAAGGGUUCCUGCGGCGAAGACUUCCAAGGUGACUCCUGCCCCUGGUGUUUCCUUGAAAAUUUUGCAGGAUCAAGAGGAUACAAGAAAAUACAAGGUUGAGGAAGAGACGGGAAAAUCUGGCUUUGAUACACAAGGAAGUAUGUUUUCACUGAAAUCUGAAGGUAUUGAAGAAAUGCAGCAAAGUACGGAGAGUGACAUAAGAGGGUGCAGUUUAGCUGACCUUCGUCUUGAAGAACAGAUAUCUAGAAAGCCUACUCCUUGCAUGAAAGACAAAGUUGAGGUUGGUGAGAAUUAUGGAAAUGGUCCAGAGAUUACAGACAUCGAUUCCGACCAUGAAGAUCCUCUGAUGUGCAGCCUCUAUGCACCAGAUAUCUACAGAAAUUUACAUGUUGCAGAGCUUAUUCGAAGACCUAGUUCUAAUUUCAUGGAAACUUUACAACGGGAUAUCAGUCAAAGCAUGCGGGGCAUUCUAAUCGAUUGGCUGGUGGAGGUGUCUGAGGAAUAUAAGUUAGCUUCAGAUACACUCUACCUAACUGUAUAUUUCAUCGAUCGGUUUCUGUCUCAAAAUUUCAUUGAAAGGCAAAGGCUUCAACUACUUGGGAUCACUUGCAUGCUCAUUGCCUCGAAGUACGAAGAGAUUUGUGCCCCUCGUGUCGAAGAAUUCUGUUUCAUCACAGAUAAUACAUACUCACGGGCCGAGGUACUGAAAAUGGAGAGUGAAGUACUAAACUAUCUAAGUUUUCAGUUAUCAGCACCUACAGUUAAAACGUUUCUUCGAAGAUUUCUUCACGCGGCACAUGCUUUUCAUAAGGUUCCUUCUGUCGAGUUGGAUUACUUGGCUUAUUAUUUAGCAGAAUUAACAUUGGUUGAUUACUCUUUCUUGAAAUUCCUUCCUUCAUUAGUAGCUGCAUCUGCAGUAUUUCUUGCCCAAUGGACUUUAGAUCAAUCAAGCUAUCCCUGGAAUUCGACUCUAGAACACUACACCAAUUAUAAAGUACCAGAUAUGAAGAUUACAGUUCUAGCACUACAAGAAUUGCAAUUGAAUACAAGCUCCUGUCCUUUGAAUGCUGUAAGGGAAAAGUACAAGAACCAAAAGUACAAGUCUGUUGCUACUAUGACAUCUCCGAAAACACUUCACAAGCUCUUCUAAAGAUUUCGUAGCUGAUUUCAUUCUCACUAGACUGCUAACAUCUGGUUAUCAGUCCGGAGUCUCUUCUGGACGUCGGUACUUCUCAGGGAACUUGUACUUGAUAUCUAAUCUUAACCUUCAAAGUCCAUUCUUUUCUUCUUUCUCUUUUUUCUCCAACCUUUUGUUCUUGUUUAUUGGUGUUGUUGUCACCUUUUCUCAUCUCUUAUUGUUUCUGGUUCUUCCAAACCCGACCUUGUAAUUUGGAGUUAGGAAUGAGUGGGCAUAUAGUGAUUAGAAGCUAAACUGCCCAAAAAUCACUAAUUUGUGUCGAGGUUUAGUUUCCUCUAUUUCUCAUCAAUGUAAAGAAGUCAGUCUCUCAUAGUUGAGCCGUUUUAAUAUGUUCGGUUGUAACAGGGAAUGUAACUAGUUGAAGAUAAUUUUUGUACCCGAACUCGUCCUAAUUUCUAUAAAUGAUCUCUUUAUACUGUUC